CUCGCGAGAGCGUAGCCCGGAAGUUUUCCGUCCUGAACCUUGGUGGGGGCCCACGUGAGUUGGGUUUAGAAGUGCUCGGGUCUUGCUACCCUACCUUCAGGAGCAGGAGUUCGGGCGCCAUGGGGAAGCUGCGCCGGAGGUACAACAUCAAGGGGCGCCAGCAGGCGGCCCCCGGCACCUCUAAAGGCCCUCCCGAGCCGCCCCCCGUGCGGCUGGAACUGGAGGAUAAGGACACGUUGAAAGGAGUCGAUGCAAGCAACGCUCUUGUCCUUCCCGGGAAGAAGAAGAAAAAGACCAAAGCCCCUCCCCUGUCCAAGAAGGAGAAGAAGCCGCUGACCAAGAAAGAACGGAAGAUGCUGCAGAGAAUCUUAGACCAGAAGGAGAAGAAGAGCCAGCGAGCUGAGAUGCUACAGAAAUUGAGUGAAGUCCAGGUUUCAGAAGCUGAGAUGAGACUCUUCUACACCACGUCCAAGCUGGGCACUGGAGAACGCAUGUACCACACCAAAGAGAAACUGGAUGAUGUGGCAGCCCAGGGUCCAGAGAAGAUCAGCAGCCUCAGUGGGGCCCACCGGAAGCGCCGCCGCCAGGAGGCCGAAGAGGAGUCUGAAUCCUCAGUGGACUCUGAACCCGAGGAGGCCCCAACAGACAAUCGGUCAGAGGCCAGCGCAGGGUCGGCCCCAGCGCACGUGCCACCAGCUCCAUCUGGGGCCAGGGGCCAGAGCCCAGUGCCCAGCGGCCCAGCUGAGACUCCUGCCCCUCCAGCAGCUACUCCCGCGGCAGCCUCUGCCCUGGCCAGGCCCCCAUCGAAGCCCGCAGUCUUCAUCCCCGUGAACCGCUCCCCCGAAAUGCAGGAAGAGCGGCUGAAGCUCCCGAUUCUCUCUGAAGAACAAGUGAUCAUGGAGGCAGUGGCUGAGCACCCUAUCGUCAUCAUAUGUGGUGAGACCGGCAGCGGGAAGACCACCCAGGUGCCGCAGUUUCUCUACGAAGCAGGCUACAGCAGCGACAACAGCAUCAUCGGCGUCACGGAGCCCCGCCGAGUGGCCGCCGUGGCCAUGUCCCAGCGAGUAGCCAAGGAGAUGAAUCUGUCGCCACGGGUCGUCUCCUACCAGAUCCGAUAUGAAGGAAACGUGACCGAAGAGACCAGAAUCAAGUUCAUGACUGAUGGGGUCUUGCUCAAGGAAAUCCAGAAGGACUUCCUGCUGCUGAAGUACAAGGUGGUGAUCAUCGACGAGGCCCACGAGAGGAGCGUGUACACUGACAUCCUCAUCGGCCUCCUGUCCCGCAUCGUGUGUCUCCGGGAGAAGUGUUCCUGGCCCCGGGUGGCCGUGGGUCCCCGGUCUCUCGUUCCCCAGAGGCACCUACCGCUGAAGCUGCUCAUCAUGUCGGCCACGCUGCGAGUGGAGGACUUCACCCAGAACCAGCGGCUCUUCACCCAGCCACCCCCGGUCAUCAAGGUCGAGUCCCGGCAGUUCCCGGUGACAGUGCACUUCAACAAGCGGACGCCACUGGAAGACUACAGUGGGGAGUGCUUCCGGAAGGUCUGCAAGAUCCAUCGCAUGCUGCCCGCAGGCGGCAUCCUGGUGUUCCUCACGGGGCAGGCGGAGGUGCACGCGCUGUGCCGCAGGCUGAGAAGAGCCUUCCCCCUCACCAGACACAGGCCCCCAGAAAAGGACGAUCAAAGAGAUUCAGUAGAAGAAACAAGGAGGUUUAAGAAGUCACGGGCACGGGCGAAGAAGGCCCAGGCCAUGACGCUGCCCCAGAUCAGCUUGGACAGUUACUCGGUGCUGCCAGCGGGCGAAGGCGAUGAGGAUAGGGAGGCAGAAAUGGACGACGAGGAGGAGGAGGCCCUGGGCUCCGACCUGGACCUGGACUUAGGGGACCACGGAGCGGACGGAGGUGAGCAGCCAGAUGCCUCGCUCCCCCUCCACGUGCUCCCUCUGUACUCGCUGCUGGCCCCGGAGAAGCAGGCGCAGGUCUUCCAACCUCCCCCAGAGGGGACACGGCUCUGUGUCGUGGCCACCAACGUAGCCGAGACGUCCCUGACCAUCCCAGGCAUCAAGUACGUGGUAGACUGUGGAAAGGUCAAGAAGCGGCACUACGACCGUGUCACUGGCGUGUCCUCCUUCCGCGUCACCUGGGUCUCCCAGGCCUCAGCUGAUCAGCGGGCAGGCCGCGCGGGCCGGACAGAGCCUGGCCACUGCUACAGACUCUACUCAUCUGCAGUUUUCGGUGACUUUGAGAAGUACCCCCCUCCUGAAAUCACCCGGAGGCCGGUGGAGGAUUUGAUCCUUCAGAUGAAAGCUCUCAACAUCGAAAAGGUCAUCAACUUCCCCUUUCCGACACCCCCCUCCAUGGAGGCCCUCAUGGCUGCUGAGGAGCUGCUGAUUGCACUGGGUGCCCUGCAGGCUCCCCCAAAAACAGAAAGGGUGAAGCAGCUGCAGAGGUCCCGGCUGAGCUGCCCCAUCACCGAGCUGGGCAGGACCAUGGCCACGUUCCCUGUGGCGCCACGCUAUGCCAAGAUGCUGGCGCUAAGCAGGCAACAUGGCUGCCUGCCCUACGCCAUCACCAUUGUGGCCGCCAUGACCGUCCGGGAGCUGUUCGAAGAGCUGGACAGGCCAGCCGCCAGUGACGAGGAGCUCGCCAGACUGAAGGGCAAGCGGGCCCGCGUGGCUCAGAUGAAGAGGAUCUGGGCAGGGCAAGGAGCUUCUCUGAAGCUUGGAGACCUCAUGGUACUGCUGGGCGCCGUGGGAGCCUGCGAGUACUCAGGCUGCUCACCCCAGUUCUGCGAGGCCAACGGACUGCGGUACAAGGCCAUGAUGGAGAUCCGGCGCCUGCGGGGCCAGCUGACCACCGCAGUCAACACCAUGUGCCCUGAGGCCGGGCUCUUCGUGGACCCUAAGAUGCAGCCGCCUAACGAGAACCAGGUGACCUACCUGCGGCAGAUUGUGACAGCCGGCCUGGGUGACCACCUGGCCCGCAAAGUCCAGAGCGAGGACCUGGUAGACGACAAGUGGAAGAACGCCUACAAGACCCCCCUCCUCGACGACCCUGUCUUCAUCCACCCCAGUUCUGUGCUCUUCAAGGAGCUCCCUGAGUUUGUGGUCUACCAGGAGAUCGUGGAGACCACUAAGAUGUACAUGAAAGGUGUAUCGACCGUGGACAUGCAGUGGAUCCCGGUCCUGCUGCCUUCUUACUGCCAGUUUGACAAGCCCCUGGAGGAGCCGCCCCCCGCCUACUGCCCCGAGAAGGGCCGGAUGCUGUGUCACCGGGCCAGCGUGUUCUAUCGCGUUGGCUGGCCGCUCCCGGCUGUCCAGGUGGAUUUUCCAGAAGGCCUUGACUGCUACAAACACUUUGCCCGGGUUCUGCUGGAGGGGCAGGUCUUCCCCAAGCUGGCCUCAUACAAGGGCUGUUUGCUGUCCAGCCCCAGCACGAUGCUGAAGACAUGGGCCAGGCUGCAGCCCAGGACAGAGAGCCUCCUGAGAGCCCUUGUUGCCAAGAAAGCCAACUGCCGAGAUGCCUUGCUGGUGGCUUGGAGCAAAAACCCCAAAUACCUGCUGACUGAGUACCUUGAGUGGCUCCCACAGGCCGUGCACGCUGAUGUUGAGAAAGCCUGGCCACCCACCCGUGACCACUGAUGCGUGCAGGCCAAGGGGGCCUGGCAGCCAUCAGGGUCCACUGUGGCCGCCCUGAAUCCAGACUGCACCCAGGAAACAGGUGGAGCCCUGGGACACCCUCUUGGCUCAAUCCUGGGCACAACUUGCUGCCAUCCUGGGCAGUCCAACCCAGGGUGACUUUUUUAACUGUUUAUUACAAAAUGGAUAAUGGUUUUAUCUCCCACGCUGGUCCCGUUUUAAACAUGCUCUGUGGACUACAUUAGUCCCUUGUAGAGCAGCAGGGCUCUUUGUUCCCUGCCGGUAUGGUGCAAGCCCCUCCCCUGCCGCAGCCAGGGAGGGCCCCCAGGGCUCCAGCUGGCUCCUGUGGAGCUGGCGGGGUCAGCUCCCCGCCGUCUACAUUGCUGUGUAAUAAAUCCUAACUGACAACAGCUA
Molecule: messenger RNA, 4046 nt
Organism: Bubalus bubalis (water buffalo)
Lineage: Eukaryota; Metazoa; Chordata; Mammalia; Artiodactyla; Bovidae
Gene: DHX37
Product: DEAH-box helicase 37
Exons: 27
Coding region: 120-3635 (1171 amino acids)
Biological process (GO): maturation of SSU-rRNA from tricistronic rRNA transcript (SSU-rRNA, 5.8S rRNA, LSU-rRNA)
Cellular component (GO): intracellular anatomical structure; nucleolus
Molecular function (GO): RNA binding; ATP binding; ATP hydrolysis activity
Source: RefSeq, a predicted model, not a curated record